AUGUCCACUGCGAGAAUUACCAGCACUACUACGACAACGAUAACUAUUAAGAAGAAAGAUUACAAAGAGCCAUGCGAAGAUUUGCUUGAGUGUUACAUUGAAUAUGGUCUCUUGUGUGAAUUUGGCUACAAUGAAUCGAGAUAUUGUUUAUGCGAAGGUUCACAUUAUUGGUCUGUAGCUCAGCACAAAUGUGUGAGAAAAGGCGAAUUAAAUGUCCCAUGUGAAAUCGAUUAUCAAUGCCAUACAGAAAUAGGCUUAGUGUGUGAUACACCACCAGGUUCUUCAGAAAAAAUUUGUAUUUGUUCAGCAAGUUUAUAUUGGUCAACAGAUUCAAACUGUGGUCAAACAAAAAUUAAACAUAUAAUUAAUUGUAAGGAUGAACCACAUGCGACAACGUGUCUUGUUCUGGACGAUAAUAAUCUCUAUCAUAUGCUUACAGUGCGUUCAGUGACAAAACGAGAAUUAUCAUUUGAUUGGUUUUUGAUUGAUGAGAAAACAUUAUCGAAUAUAGAAUCACUGAGUUGUGGUAUUAACAAUGGUACAAAAUACUGUUUUGGAUUAAAUAAAUCGUUACCACAUUCACUGGAAUUAGCACAAUUCACAUACAAAGGAUUUCAUAGUAUAGAAAAUAUUGGAGGAUCAAACAUAGGUAUACCAUUCGCUCUCGAAGAUAUUGGUACAGUAUCUGCCUAUGUUCGAGACGCCCGAGGAGUAUUAUAUCGACAAGUAAUAAGCGAUGAUGAGGUCUUAUCGCCAAAAAACAUCUCUACAAUAGUUUCAAGUGAUGCAAUAUGUUAUAUACGUACAAGUGUCAAUCCACCACUGACAUAUUGCUAUGCUCUUAAUGCCGAAAAUACUGUAAUAGAAUUCUUGGAACAAUCGCCCAAUGUUUGGAAGUCAACUCUCUUAGGUAAUACUCAAGACCAUAUUCAACAUCUGCCAAUUUGUAAUUAUAUUGGACUACAAAAAACAUAUUGUUUCGCUUUAUUAGACAAUAAACAAAUACAAAAAAACAUCUUCAGUUCAGGUCAAUGGGGCGUCUGGUCACCCGUUGGAUCGAAAACAUUUUUAACUGAACCAUUAUUUUUCACAUCGAAACCAAAUAAUGCGUCGAGUGCUGAUCAAACAUGUUAUCUGUUGGGUAUCGAUAUUAAUUAUGAAUUACAACUAUCAGAAAAUAAAAAUUGUGCAUUCGUCGAAAGUUGGACUGAGUGGACAAAAAUACCAACAACCGUUAAAUUUCAACAAUUUCAAAAUGUAUUCCGUCUACGUGACGACAACAUGGGUGCUGUGGGUGUCUCUAAUCAAGGCAUACCAUAUUACAUAUUUUUAGAUCCAAUUACAAAAAAAUUUACGAGUCCAAGUCCAGCUUUUUCAGUUAAACCUGUACUGUUCAGACCGUGA
Didymodactylos carnosus is the source of this 1404-nucleotide messenger RNA. The record is from the annotation of a GenBank genome assembly. NCBI's taxonomy places the organism in Eukaryota, Metazoa, Rotifera, Eurotatoria, Philodinida, Philodinidae.